UUUUCAAAUAUUUCAAUAUAUAAACAUUAGAUGAUUCCUAGUUCUUCAGUCUUGGAACUCAGUUGAACCUCAGUCUUCCAGUCGCACAUUUUAACGUAACAAAUACAGACACUCUUGUUGUUUAACAUGUCUACCAGUGCUAAGAAAAAUGUUGUCAAGCUCUUUGACAGACCAAAAGAGCUGGUUAUUAUGCCCAAAGGAGAUGACAAAACUGUAUUUGACGUUCCUAAAGAAUAUAUCACAGAUCAAUACAAAAAUGUUGGAAAUCAGAUUGUGUCUCGAUUUGGAGAAGAAGCUGAAGGAGGUAAAAUUCCUGUCAACACUAUUUCCAUACCUCCAUUGGGUGAGAUUUUGGAGUUAAGAAGAGACGAGAAUUUCUCUCUUUUCUUGCCGAAACACAGAAAAAUUGCUGGACAACUUAUCAACAUUUACAUUGGUAUGCGCAACGUUGAUGAUCUUCUAUCAGUAGCUGUUUAUACCAGGGAUCGUGUUAAUCCUUACUUGUUCAACUACGCUCUUUCGGUUGCAUUGUUGCAUAGAGCUGACACCCAGGAUGUAGAUUUACCGUCAUUCAUUAGAUCGUUCCCCGACAAAUAUGUAGACAGUAAAGUAUUUGCCAAGGCUAGAGAAGAAGCCAACAUUGUGCCUACCAAUUCAAGGACACCAAUUGAAAUACCGAGAGAUUUUACUGCUUCUAACCUGGAACCAGAACAUCGUUUAGCUUACUUCAGAGAAGAUUUGGGAAUUAACCUCCACCAUUGGCAUUGGCACUUGGUUUAUCCAUUCGAAGCUGCUUUCGAUGUGGUCAAUAAGAACCGUCGUGGAGAACUUUUCUAUUACAUGCAUCAACAAAUUGUUGCUAGAUAUAACUACGAACGUCUCUGUCAUGGUUUAAAACGUGUCGAAAGAUUUAUUGACUGGAGAAAAUCAAUCCCUGAAGCCUAUUUCCCAAAACUAGACAGCUUGGUGUCCAGCAGAUCUUGGCCCUCUCGUGUAGCUAACCAGAAACUAUCCAACCUUAGAAGAGAAACUGAUCAGAUAGUUCAAGAUAUUGAUGAUCUUGAAAGGUGGAGGGACAGAAUCUUUAAUGCCAUACAAUCCGGAAAUGCAAGAAGGCCUGAUGGAACCAAUGUUGCGCUUACUGAAAACGAAGGUAUUGAUAUUUUGGGAAAUAUGAUUGAAUCCAGUAUCCUUUCUCCUAACAGAGAUUUCUACGGUGACAUGCACAAUAUGGGACACGUCUUUAUUUCUUAUAUUCAUGACCCAGAUCAUAGACAUCUUGAAUCAUUUGGUGUCAUGGGUGACUCAGCCACAGCUAUGCGAGAUCCUGUAUUCUACAGAUGGCAUUCUUAUAUUGAUGACAUCUUCCAGCAAUUCAAGUCUACAUUGCCAAGAUAUACUGAAGCCCAGCUAAGUAACCCUGGAGUUACUGUUGAGAGUGUCAGCAUAGAAUCAGGAGGUACACGUAACACCUUAAACACAUUCUGGCAACAAUCUGAUGUAGAUCUCUCAAGAGGUAUGGACUUCCAACCACGUGGUGCUGUCUUCGUCAGGUUCACUCACCUUAACCAUCAGGAAUACAAUUACCGUAUUGUUGUAAAUAACUCCGGAGCUGCCAAACAAGCAACUUGCAGAAUAUUUAUGGCUCCCAAAUUCGACGAAAGGGGAAAUCCAUGGUUGUUUAGGGAUCAAAAGAACAUGUUCAUUGAACUGGACAGAUUCAGAGUUAACUUAAAGCAAGGUCAGAACACGAUUAUGCGCGCUUCAACUGAUUCAUCUGUUACUAUUCCGUUUAACAGAACCUUCAGAGACUUGGACACCAGCAGACCAGAUGGCGGUAACAACUUGGCUCAGUUCAACUUCUGCGGUUGCGGAUGGCCACAACACAUGCUUAUUCCAAUGGGUAACACCGACAAUCCAGGAUUUAGAUCCGAGCUCUUCGUCAUGAUUUCAAAUAUCGAUGAUGAUAGGAUUGACCAAGACAUUACUGGAAUUUGCAACGAUGCCGACUCAUUCUGUGGUGUUAAGGAUCGUUUGUACCCUGACCGUCGUUCCAUGGGUUAUCCAUUUGACAGACAACCUAGACAAGGAGUUGACACUUUGCAGCAAUUCCUUACUCCCAAUAUGAGAGUUCAAGAUGUCGUUAUUAAAUUUUCCAACAGGACAUUCAGGCCAAGACAGAACAAUCCGGAUCAAUACAAACCUAUCGGAAAUCAAAUUGUAACUAGAUUUGGACAAGAAGCUGAAGGGGGCAAAAUUCCAGUUAACACCAUCUCCAUUCCACCUUUGGGCGAAAUUCUAGACAUAAAAAGAGAUGAAAACUUUUCUCUAUUCAUUCCAAAGCAUAGAAGAAUUGCUGGACAGCUGAUAAAUAUUUAUUUAGGUAUGCGAAAUGUUGAUGAUCUUCUCUCCGUUGCUGUCUAUACUAGAGAUCGCAUCAAUCCACAUCUUUUUAACUAUGCCCUCUCUGUCGCAAUAUUGCAUAGACCUGACACCCAAAAUGUGGAUUUACCAUCAUUCAUCAUCUCAUUUCCUGAUAAGUUUGUAGAUGGUAAGGUGUUUGCCAAAGCUCGAGAAGAAGCUACCAUUGUACCUGAUGGAUCAAGGACUCCAAUUGAAAUUCCGAGAGACUUUACUGCUUCAAAUUUAGAACCAGAGCAUCGUUUAGCCUAUUUUAGAGAAGACCUAGGUAUUAAUCUUCAUCACUGGCACUGGCAUUUGGUUUAUCCACAUGAAGCGGCUUUUCAAGUCGUAAACAAAAACAGAAGAGGAGAACUAUUCUAUUAUAUGCACCAACAGAUUGUAGCAAGGUAUAACUUUGAACGGUUAUGCAAUGGUCUUAAGCGUGUUGAACGGUUCCUGGAUUGGAGAAAAGACAUUGCUGAAGCCUACUUCCCCAAACUUGAUAGCUUAAUCGCUAGUAGAACUUGGCCUGCUCGUGUUUCUAAUGAAAAGCUGUCCGACCUUAAGAGAGAAGCGGAUCAAAUUGUCCAGGAUAUUGCUGAUCUUGAAAGAUGGAGGGAUAGAAUUUUUGAUGCUAUUCACAAUGGAAGAGUUAUGCGGCGUGAUGGUAGCUUUAUGAAUUUAACAGAAAACGAAGGUAUCGAUAUUUUGGGAAACAUAGUUGAAUCAAGUAUUCUCUCACCUCAUAGAGAAUUCUAUGGAGAUUUGCACAAUAUGGGCCACGUUUUUAUAGCUUUUAUUCACGAUCCUGAUAAUAGGCACCUUGAGUCUCAUGGCGUUAUGGGCGAUACCUCUACAGCUAUGCGUGAUCCUAUUUUCUAUAGAUGGCAUGGGUUUAUUGACAAUAUUUUUCAACAAUUCAAGUCUACGUUACCAAGAUACACUAUUGACCAGCUAAAUUAUUCUGGAGUAACUAUUGAAAGUAUUUCGAUAGAAUCAGAAACUGAAAAGAACAUCUUCAACACAUUUUGGCAACAGUCAGAUGUAGAUCUCUCCAGAGGAAUGGACUUUCAACCUCGGGGUCCUGUAUUUGUCAGAUUUACACAUCUUAAUCAUCAACCAUUUAGUUACCGGAUUGUAGUAGACAACAAUGGGGCUGUACGUCAAGGAACUUGUAGGAUUUUCAUGGCUCCUAAAUUUGAUGAAAGUGGGAGACCGUGGUUAUUUGUAGAUCAAAGAACUAUGUUUAUUGAACUCGAUAGAUUUAGAGUUGAUCUAAGGCAAGGACAAAAUACUAUUACUCGUGCUUCAACUGAAUCCAACCUAACCAUUCCAUUCGAAAGAACUUUUCGCGACUUAAAUGCUAACAGACCUCAAGGAGGCGACGAUUUAGUCCAGUUCAACUUCUGUGGAUGCGGAUGGCCACAACACAUGUUAAUUCCAAAGGGAGACACCGACGAUCCAGGAUUUAGAUGUGAACUUUUUGUCAUGAUCUCUGAUUACGAGGGUGACAAGAGCACAAUGGCGACUACCAAAAACCUUGUAAAAUUAUUUGACAGGCCCAAAGAGUUGUGUAUUAUGCCCAAAGGAGACGACAAAACUAUAUUUGAUGUGCCUGCGGAAUAUUUGCCUGACCAAUACAAAACUGUUGGCGUUCAACUUGUGUCAAAAUUUGGAGAAGAAGCCCUUGGAGGAAAAAUUCAAGUGAAACCUAUUUCGAUUCCUUAUCUGGGAGAUGUUUUGGACUUAAAGAGAGACGAAAACUUUUCUUUAUUUCUUCCUAGACACCGACAGAUCGCUGGACAGCUUAUCAAUAUUUACAUAGGUAUGCGUAAUACAGACGAUUUGUUAUCCAUUGCUGUAUACACUAGAGAUCGUGUCAACCCCUACCUCUUCAAUUAUGCUUUGUCUGUUGCUCUACUGCAUAGACCUGAUACCCAGAACGUAGAUCUUCCAUCUUUUAUUAAAUCUUUCCCUGAUAAAUAUGUCGAUGGUAAGGUUUUUGCAAGAGCCAGAGAAGAAACUAAUAUUGUGCCAACUGGCACGACUAGGAGUCCAAUUGAAAUACCAAUGGACUUUACUGCUUCCAAUCUCGAAAUGGAACAUCGAUUGGCUUAUUUCAGAGAAGACUUAGGCAUUAAUCUUCACCACUGGCAUUGGCAUUUGGUUUAUCCAUUUGAUGGUGCUUUUGAAGUUGUCAAUAAGAAUAGGAGAGGAGAGCUUUUCUACUAUAUGCACCAACAAAUUAUGGCAAGGUAUAACUUCGAACGUCUCUGUAAUUCACUCUCUCGUGUUGAACGAUUUAUUAACUGGAGAAAACCUAUCCCUGAAGCAUACUUUCCAAAACUGGAUAGUUUAGUGGCAAGCAGAGGUUGGCCUUCUCGAGUGGCUAAUCAGUCCUGGUCUAAUCUUCGACGAGAAACUGAUCAAGUAACUCAAGAUAUUGAUGACCUUGAAAGAUGGAGAGACCGUAUUUUUGAGGUCAUUCACAAUGGACGAGCGAGAAGGGCCGAUGGAACUUUUGUUCAACUUACCGAAAAUGAAGGAAUUGAUAUAUUGGGAAAUAUUAUUGAGUCUAGUAUUCUGUCUCCAGAUAGAGACUUUUAUGGAGAUUUGCAUAAUAUGGGACAUGUUUUUACAUCUUAUGUUCAUGACCCUGAUCAUAGGCAUCUUGAGUCUUUUGGUGUAAUGGGCGACACUGCUACAACCAUGCGUGAUCCCAUGUUCUAUAGAUGGCACGGGUAUAUUGACGAUGUAUUCCAGCAGUUCAAAUCCACACUACCAAGAUAUACUGUGCAACAGUUAAUAUAUGACGGAGUCACAGUUAAUAGUGCUACUGUCGAAUCAGCAGGCGAUCGCAAUAUUCUCAAUACUUUCUGGCAGCAAUCGGAUGUAGAUCUUUCUAGAGGAAUGGACUUCCAACCUAGUGGAGCCGUUUUUGUACGAUUUACACAUCUUAACCAUCAGCCAUUUAAUUACCGUAUCAACGUUACCAAUACAGGAGCUCCCAGACAAGGCACUUGUAGAAUAUUCCUGGCACCAAAAUUCGAUGAGAGGGGAAACCCAUGGUUACUUAGAGAUCAAAAGCAUAUGUUCAUUGAAAUGGAUAGAUUUAGAGUUAACUUACAACAGGGACAAAACACCAUUACUCGAGCUUCGACCGAGUCUACCGUUACUAUUCCAUUUGCAAGAACCUUCCGUAAUUUGGACACCAACAGACCUGAAGGAGGUGAUGGUCUCGAGCAGUUCAACUUCUGCGGUUGUGGUUGGCCCCAACAUAUGUUGGUACCAAUGGGUAAUAGCCUUGGAUUUAGAUGUGAACUAUUUGUAAUGAUUUCUAACUACGAUGAUGACAGGGUUGUUCAAGAUAUAUCUGGAGUUUGUAACGAUGCUGAUGUUUUUUGCGGUGUUAAGGAUAAACUGUAUCCAGAUCGUCGUUCAAUGGGAUAUCCAUUUGAUAGACAACCGAGAGUAGGGGUAGAUACUUUGCAACAAUUUCUUACGCCCAAUAUGAGGGUUCAAGAUAUAUCCAUCAGAUUCAAUAACAGGAGUGUACAACCAAGACCAAACAACAAAUGAGGUUAUAAAAUAAUUAAAAUCAUUUAUGCUUUCUUUAAUUGCAGUAUCUAAUAAAAAUUAACACAAUUUA
This is a messenger RNA of Diabrotica virgifera virgifera (western corn rootworm), 6052 nucleotides long. RefSeq lists its product as uncharacterized. Lineage: Eukaryota; Metazoa; Arthropoda; Insecta; Coleoptera; Chrysomelidae. The transcript is spliced from 29 exons. The record is from RefSeq and is a predicted model, not a curated record. Gene Ontology annotation, molecular function: oxidoreductase activity. Bases 127 to 5982 code for a protein of 1951 amino acids.